Molecule: messenger RNA, 3887 nt
Organism: Brassica napus (rape)
Lineage: Eukaryota; Viridiplantae; Streptophyta; Magnoliopsida; Brassicales; Brassicaceae
Product: cytokinin hydroxylase-like
Exons: 4
Coding region: 103-1251 (382 amino acids)
Molecular function (GO): iron ion binding; heme binding; monooxygenase activity
Source: RefSeq, a predicted model, not a curated record
CAAUAUUGUUCACUAUAUCUCGCCGGCAAAAAAGUUCACUAUAUCUCACCAAACUCUCUCUCAAUAUCUUCAACUUUUUAAUAAAAGAAAAUAAAGAGGGAAAUGAUGUUUGUUUCAGUAAAGUAUGCCCUCGUGAUAGUGAUGACCUUGAUAUUAAGAGUCCUAUACAACUUCAUUUGGUGUUACUACCUCACACCAAGACGCAUUAAGAAGUUAAUGGAACGUCAAGGCAUCACCGGCCCAAACCCACGCUUCCUUACUGGAAACAUCAUCGACAUCUCCAAAAUGGUUUCUUACUCUGUCUCCGAUCAUUGCUCUUCCAUCCACCACAAUAUCGUUCCUCGCCUUCUCCCUCACUACGUCGCCUGGUCUAAACAAUAUGGGAAGAGAUUUAUAGUAUGGAACGGGACGGAGCCGAGGCUGUGCUUGACGGAGACGGAGAUGAUUAAAGAGUUGCUGACGAAGCACAAUUCCGUCACCGGUAAAUCAUGGCUCCAGCAGCAAGGCACUAAAGGGUUUAUUGGACGUGGUCUUCUCAUGGCCAACGGCGAGGCUUGGCACCACCAGCGCCAUUUGGCAGCUCCUGCGUUCACACGUGAUAGGCUCAAAGGAUACGCGAAGCAUAUGGUGGAGUGCACAAGGGUGAUGGCGGGGAAGCUAAGGAAGGAAGUUAAGGAAAGUGGAGGAGAUGAUAAAGAGGUGGAGAUUGGAGAGGAGAUGCGGCGGCUCACGGCGGAUAUAAUAUCUAGGACGGAGUUCGGAAGCAGUUACGACAAAGGAAAGGAGCUUUUCAGUCUACUCACUGUCCUUCAGCGACUCUGCGCUCAGUCCACUCGCCACCUCUGUUUUCCUGGAAGCCGGUUUCUACCGAGCAAAUACAAUCGAGAGAUAAAGAGUUUGAAAACUGACGUAGAACGUCUUUUGAUGGAGAUUAUAGAGAGCCGGAAAGACAACGUAGAGAUCGGUCGGAGCAUCUCGUACGGGGACGACCUCUUAGGGCUUCUCCUGAACCAGAUGGAUCGCAGCAAAAACAACCUUAAUGUUCAAAUAAUAAUGGAUGAGUGCAAAACUUUCUUCUUCACUGGUCAUGAGACAACCUCUCUUCUUCUCACGUGGACCCUCAUGCUCCUUGCUCAUAAUCCCACGUGGCAGGAAAAAGUACGCCGUGAGGUCCGACAAGUUUCUGGCCAAGACGGUAUCCCUUCCGUUGAGCAACUCUCAAGUCUUACCUCGAAUACACAUGUCGACUAAGUUUUGACUUUGGGCGAGAUUUGGGAUAGAAUCACAAUCAUUUCUUUUAUUUUCUUAAAAUGUCUUGGUGUGUAAUGCCAAUUUUUAUGGGUGGGGGUGGGGUACUACCUUCUUUCAACACACUACAGGCAAUGCCACUAAAUCUCAAUUAGUACAUAUCUGGUCAACUUUAAUAUGAUAUAUAUUGUUAUAUAUCUACCCACAAAUUUGUAUUAAUGUAUUCUCCCGUAAAUUAUUAUAUAGUGUUUCUGUCAACUAAAUAAACAAAAAUGUAAAGAUGGUUAAUUGAUUGAUUAGAUAUAGUUCAGAGUCUGAUAAUGCAUGUCAUGCAUGAAUGAAACACAUAGUCAUUUAUAUAGAAAAACAUUGAAGCAAGUAGCAUGUGGGUACAUACACCCGUGAGUACAAAAGUAAAGCCGUGGGGACAUGCCCAUGAUUUGAUACAUAAAACGAGUGUAGAAAGUUGAAAAAAACUACACUCUCCCGUGAUUCCAUCUUACAUACCCUACCACUACAACCACCUACUACUACAUUACCACCCGUGACUUGAUUUGAUACAUAAAGAAACAGAGACCUGCAACCAUCCACGCAUCCUCCUCUUUGAACCCGUGACCUACAAAGCACAACAGUUACAAUAUCAAUAUACAUCAAGGAAAAGAUUAAAACACAAACAUCAUACACUGCAUUUCCUAGCAACCAACUGUAAAUUUCAAAAAAAAUAACCACUCACCAACUUAAAGCAAUUCAGAUAUGAGUUUGUUUUUUAGAGCAAGCUCUUGAUCUGUAAGUGUAUCAGCGUUUUUGCCUAGCAACCUAUCAAGUAUUUUCUGUUUGGAUAAAAUAUUCUUGGCUGCUAGAAUGGUUUCGAUCUGAUCAAACGCUGCUUCAUUGCCAUGCUUCUUGCGUUUUGCUGCUUUGCUAGCCUUGACUCCGGGAGGUCUAACAUCUUCCUCGCGACCCACCUCAUCCGCAGUUUCCUUCCUUUUCUCCUUUGCACCAUUUGAUUUCAGACUGUGUGAUCUCCAUUUUUGAUCAAACCGAAGCUCCCUCCAACAAUGUUCAAGAAUGAACUUGGAUUUGUAGUCAUUAAAGAAGAUGUCAUGAGCUACCUUCAUGACAUCAUUCUCAUUAUGUCCACUCGCCUGCUCCUUCAGAGCAGCUUCAUGACAUCCCACGAACUUACACACCUGCUCAUUAAUCCUUCCCCACCUCUGCUUACAUUGACUCCACUCCCUAGGAAUAGAGCCAACGAGCAGAGGGCUAGCAUUCAGGUACUCCUCUAUUCUCUUCCAAAAUGCUCCUAGCUUCUGUUCAUUACUGGUUAUUGGAUCCUUGCUGGUGUUCAACCAAGCACUGAUCAACACCAAAUCUUCUUUGGUUGUCCACUUCCUCCUUUCCGGAGGUUUAGGAACCUCAGAAGAUCCUAUUUCUAUUGGCUGAGGGGUCUGGGAAGUAAGCAGGUUAACAAAGCCGGGAGAGUUUAGGGGAAAAGGAUCCAUUUUGGUUGAGUAUUGAAGUUUUUAAGUUUUCGUUUAUGUUUUAAGAUGUCGAUUAGCUAGGUUUUUAAACUACUUUUGGGUUUGCAAGUACAAGGAAGUAAACACCUUCUAACCACUAAAAAUUGAUGACACUUAACUUAACUACACAACUACUUCACACAGACCAUUCAAUAAACAUCAAAUCAGGUUUUCAAAUUAAUUAUUUCAAGUUUAAAUUUAGUUCUGGUUCAGUUGAAGUUUAAAUACAAGUUCACACAGACCAUUCAAAAAUUGAUUACACUUAACUUAACUACUUAACUACACAACUACUUCAGUUUUGGUUCAGUUCAAGUUUAAAUUCUACUACUACUCUAACCUACUCUAGUUCAAGUUCAAAUUCAUUAUUAGGCAACAACUCUAGGGAUAGUGUGGUUACCUUUGUGUUUUCAGUCGAAGCAGCAUUUCUCCAAGUGAUCCACUUGCACGGUCAGGUUAUAAACCUUCCCAGUGAGCCUAUCAACCUCCACAGUGAGGGCUUUUACCUCUGCCUGUUCAAGGAAAUGACAAUGAGAUGGUGUUAGUCACUGUAUAAAAGAUAAGAAAAAAAUUACAAAACAAAAUUCAUAAGUGGGAAGUCAGAUUACCUCCAGACUCUUGAUCUUAUUAUUCACUUCCGGCAGCCACUUGAUCACCGCCUCCACCUCCUCCACACGACUUGUGAGCCGUUCGAUAUGCUCCUGCACACCAAUGACCCAAGGCUGACGAUAAUGAAAACCAUCAGCCUUGGUAACAACACAUAAACUAUAUCAGAUUGUUAAUUAACAGACAAAAACAGAAGACAUAAUUUAAAAGACAAGAACCCGUUUUAUACCUCGUAGUUUAUGCAGGUGAAGAAACGCUUGCCGGGGAGAGUGUCGUAUUCCUCCUUCCCACGAACCUCGUGAAUUAUACUCCCACCGCAGGGACACCUCGUCGGAAUCCCGUGUUCUGAAUCACACACGAUUGAAAGCAUAUCGAUGUGCUCCUUUCUUCUCUUUGUGUCUCUUAUCUCUGCUUCGGGAUCCAUCUGUAUCAGGAAAACAAAUAAUUAGAACAGAAGCAACCGAGAAACAAAAAAAAAAAAAUUUGAAAGACUAACUAAAAACCCCCAAAUCCAAU